UCCUUUUUUGACCAAGAGGGUCCAAAGCAUAGGCAAAAUAUCUUUGGGGAGGAGGCAGUAAGUGACCAGAGCUUGAAUUUGCCAUGAUGUACAACUGGGCAUACUAGAUUUCUUUUGCCCCAACAAUACUACUGAGAUGCUCUCUCUCUCUCUGAGAACUAGAAAAAUUAAAAAUAGGAGUUGUGUUCCAUGCCAAACACUCAGUCCUUCACUUCCUCUGGUUUUGCAACCAUCAGAUAGAUGCAAACUAAUAAGGGAUGUGGUUACUCAGGCAGCUUUGGCAACGGAAAAAGGACAACAGCAUUGGCCGAUCAGAGAGGAGUCAUUUGUUCUGAGGAAGAGCUGCAUCACAGAACAUUGCUGGGUUUCAGCGGCAACAGCCUCCAGCUGAGAUCUUCACUCGGGAGACAGCAGAAUUAGGAGCGAACGGAAGAAACUGCUGGCUACAGAAGCCAAGCCAUGAAAUUCCCUUCCAGCAUCCUCUUUCUAGGGUGUUGGCUGAGCAGGCAGUGGCAGAUCUCCAGAGGACAGCUUCAUCAAAAGCCUUCCAUCUCAGUGAUACCAAGUCCUCGGGUUAUCCUAGGUGAAAAAUUCUAUAUCCGCUGUGAGAAUAAACUUAACUCAGAAGCAACUUUCUACCUUGUCAAGGAAGGGAGUUCAGCGGCUGUGGAUUCUAAGACUGCUUCAUAUUAUACAGAUUUCCCCCUUUCUAAUGCCAAACAUGUAGAACCCAAUGGUGGGGUCUACAAGUGCAAAUAUUGCUUUACGGAAAAUACAUGCUCAGAAUUCAGCAAUAACGUUUAUGUCAACGUAACAGGGCAGCUUUAUCGAAAGCCUUCCAUCUCUGUGAGUCCCAGUCCUCUCGUCAUCCCAGGGACACAAUUCUUCAUCCACUGUAGAAAUGAAUACCGUGAACAAGCAACUUUCUAUUUCUCCAAGGAAGGGACUCCGGGGCAUUUGUUUUCUAGUACUGAUUCAUUUAGUACUGUAUUUCACAUUCCUAAUGCCAAGGAAACAGAUGGAGGGAUCUACCUGUGUUCGUAUUGCUUCAUUCAAGACCAAGUUAAAAAAUGCUCAAGUUCCAGCGACAGAGUUUACAUCAACAUAACAGAGCAUUUCUAUCCCAAACCUUCCAUCUCAGUCAGUUCGCAUGAAAUAAUUGCCCUGGGGGGAAAUGCAACCAUCCGCUGUAAGAGUGAAGAGAACCCAAUGGCAGAAUUCACUCUGCUGAGAGAAGAUUCUUUGGGUAACCGUGAGAUCCAGAAGAUGGAACCAGGCAGUAUUUUAUUUCCCAUUCUCAAUGCUAAACGAACUGAUGGGGGGAUCUACUUUUGUACCUAUUGCUUCCAAUCAGACUUGGACUUCAAUCAGCGAUGCUCAAACUACAGUGACAGAGUGUACAUCAACAUCACAGAUCCCUGGCUUUCUAAACCUUCCAUCACUCUGACACCAACACAGCAGAUUUCUACUGGGAUGAAUGUCAGCAUUGAGUGUCAGGGGGCAAAGAGUUAUGUGACCUUCUCCUUGCUCAAAUCAAACAACCUGAUAGCAUCACAAAAGGCCGAAGAAAACAGAAAUGCAACCAAGUUCUUUUUCUCUGAAGUGAGGUUGGAGGAUGGAGGGAACUACACCUGCCGAUAUUACCGCAUAGGAUUCCCCUUUCGUUGGUCAGAGUCAAGUGACCCCAUGGAACUGGUUGUGACAGACAGAUUUGCAGUCAUCCUGUGGGCAAGCAUUGUGGCUGGACUUUCCCUUCUGAUUCUCUUCCUGCUGGUACUUGCCUUUAUAUUGUACAGAAAAGGCAGAAAGGGUUCCACGGUCCACGAAAGAAGCCAACCACCAAACAUAUCCCUGGAAUCCGACAGCAGAGAAGACCCUGAUGGAAUUUCUUACGCUGCUCUGAACCACGGGGCCCUGAAAUCCAAACAGGUACCCGAUGCUGACAGGAUCCCUGAAAGCUGUACUUACGCAACAUUGGCCCAAGGCAGACCAAAGUAGGACUGACAAGCUGGACCUCUUAGGAUGUAGAGACUUCUGAGACCUCGGCUGAUCCUUGGUUUGCAGGGACAUUUCUAGCAGGACAAUGCUUCCUAGUAGAGCCUUCUUCACCGAGAGAACCUGCUGCUCCCACCAAAGAGCUGGGCACUCAAAAUAUGUAUGUACUCUUCUUCUUUGACCACUGACUACCUCCUUUCUGUAGAGUUCUUCCUUAGGCUCCUGGCUCACUAAGCCGGUUUGCCCCUGCGGUUGAGAACAUUGCCUAAUCCAGGGCUGAGAAUCUUCAGCACUACAUUUUAUCAUAUGUGGUGGACGUCUAAGCUAAUAAAAGUUUUCUGGGAGACGAUAUAUAAUGAAAAGGAAAAAAAUGUUUAAAAUAACUUUUGCUUAGAAAAAAAGAGAGAAGCUUUUCUAUUAGGAAUUAUAGGUACCGACAUUUCAAAAGAUCAUAAAAGACUUUUUACGUAAAGGACAACAGUCACUUGGAUGCUAUUAGUCCAGAGAUGGAAAGAAGACAAAGUCCCUACCAAAGAGAAAUGGACUGUGCUGAAACGGCAAAGCUGACUGGAAAGCUCAGGAACCAAGAGGACAAAAACUUCAAAAAAAGAAUGGGGGAAAUUAUAAUUUAUUUAGGAGACCACUGUAAGAUGAUGGAAACAUUAGCAGGAUUUUAAUCUCACAUGUAAUGUAACAGAUAUCUUGGAUAACAUGGAUUGAUACAAAUUAUAGAUUAUGCAACAAUAUGCAGAUUUUAAUGUUGAUAUUAACAUCCAUGCAGGGGGUGGUGUGAAGCCAUGAGAUUCAGAGUAAUCUCUAUAUAUGAAUAUGUAUUUGGAUUGUUAUACAGUGGUACCUUGGUUUACAACAAUAAUCCGUUCCGGAGGAGCAGUUGUAAACCAAAACAGGUUGUAACCCAAGGCAUGCUUU
Molecule: messenger RNA, 2925 nt
Organism: Podarcis raffonei (Aeolian wall lizard)
Lineage: Eukaryota; Metazoa; Chordata; Lepidosauria; Squamata; Lacertidae
Product: immunoglobulin superfamily member 1-like
Exons: 9
Coding region: 460-1998 (512 amino acids)
Source: RefSeq, a predicted model, not a curated record